AUUUCGGUCAGCUUUUUGAAGUACGCAAAGAAGUGGCAAGAACAAAAGACGUAGAAAAUUUUAAAGAGCUUGCUGAAAUUUGAAGUCAAAAUACCAAAAAAAUUGUAUUUUGCCAAUAAAAAAAGAAGUAAAAGCAUCGAAUUUGAAACCGCAGUUAAAGUUUUCAUAAACACUGACAUUUGCACCAUUUGGAAAGCCGAAAAAUAAAUAAUAUUUGUGUGUUGGCUAGUGCAAUCAAAAUGUUUCAUAAUAAAUAUUUGACUUUGACUUUGGUGCUGAGUAUUUGCAGCGCUCUAGUUUGUGCCGCCCAAAUCGAUGUGAGCCUGAACAAUGCAAAAUUACCUGCUGAUGCAGCAUCAGCAGCACCAGUUGUCGCAAAGGAUGAAAGUGUAGAAAAACCGAAAUCUACCACACCAACCACGACGUCCAGCACAAGUUCGACAACCACUACAACUUCAACAACUACAACUUCAACAACUACAACUACUACGCCAGCACCUACAACAGCAGCGCCGACCACCACUACAGUGGCACCAACUACACCCGCUGCACCCAACACGACUACUGUAGCGCCAAUAACAACAACACCUGCGCCAGCGCCAUUCCCAGCACCAGAGAUUGGCAUGUGGAACUCCAGCUGUAUUAUUAUGCACUUUGCCGCACAGUUGAAUGUUACCUAUGAGACCAAAGACAACAAAAUUGCUUCCCGCUUAUACAACAUCCCCAAGGAUGCCAAGGUCGAGGACUCCAAUUGCGCCAACAUUUCACAAACGAUUCAUAUUAUUUGGGGACCUGUUGAAGCCGUACACUCAAUGGUACUACAAUUCGAUAUGGUUAACAAGACUAGCGAGUUGAAACAGAUCUACAUUACUUUACCACUCACCAGCGAACACUUUCCCGAUGCUAAGGAUAACGAGACCAUCCAACUGAUCCACAACGGUGAUGAGUUCGUCACCCCGGUACAAAUGUCUUACCAUUGCACACGUGCACAAAAAUUCAACAUGACUGAGGUAAUGCAAGAUAACAAAGUAAUUGGCACCAUUACGCUGAGCAAUGUACAAACCGAGGCAUUCAUCACGGAUCAUCGUAACACCUUCUCCACAGCCAUGGAUUGUGAUGGGCCGAAAACAAUGGAUAUUGUACCCAUUGCUGUCGGCAUUGCCAUGGCCGCGCUCAUACUAAUCGUAUUGAUUUCGUACUUGUGUGCGCGUCGUCGUUCCACAUCGCGUGGCUACAUGAGCUUCUAAGCGAUUAGCAUGUUGCUUGUUUGGCGUUAGUGACAGUAAUUAUAUAUGUAGGCAUAGGCGGUCGUAGAUUUUGUGGGGGGGCACGCUGGGUGGUUAUUUUUUGUAUAGGGUUAUACUGCGAAAUAAUUUCUUUUAAUUCGAGCAGAAAAAAAAAUAGCGUUUUUUUUAUAUUUUUUAAUUUUUGGUUGAGAGAGAGAAUGAGCAAAAAGAUUGAAUUGCCGAGUUUUGAUUUACUUUGUCACGUAACUUACAAAAAAAGGGAAAGAAUAUGCAAAAUAGCAAGUAAAAACAGCAAAAUAAUAGAAAAAAACACAGCAGUCAUUUAAGAUAUUCAUUCAAUAACAAAAAAACAGUAAAAACGAGCGUAUAAAAAACAAGUAAAUGCACCGCAAUUAGCAAUUUUAAUCCAACAGACUUUUAAUAAACAGUACAGUUAUAAUUCUAUCGCAAACAGGGUGCAGUUACAAAAAAAUAUUAAAAUAUAAUAGGCGGACCAUUGUGUCCAGCAAAUAAAUACUUUAGUUUUGCACGCCCCAACACACUGUAGUGCAGAAGUUUUUUUUUCAGAUUUUAUUUUUUUCAACGGUUAUUAUUCUUUUUUUUAUUAUUUUAUAGCUCUUACUCAAAACGAUUUAGUGCGCAUAUGCAAAAUAUAUUACUUAGUAACAUUAUAUAUGAAAUCUUGUUUAGUAAGUUUGUCGUCAACUUUCGAGACGUGACUUCUAAAAACGCCUUCCUUUUUACAUACAAAAAUGUUUUGUUCUUUUAUAAAUAACCUUGUACACUUAAAUAUUUGAAAAUAGCUAUAUAUACAAGCACUUUAAAAAUCUUCACCAACAACAACAUCAAUAUUUUAAAUCAUGAAGAAGAAGAAAACCAAUAACAAAAACAAAUAUAAAAACAAAAACAAAAAAACAAUAGUAUCUAUAAGCACGCUUCUAUACUUUAUUAAACGAUUCUUAUUAUUCUAUAUCUACAUAUGUAUUUGUAUUUUAAUAUUUUAAAGAAUUGGCUAACAAUUGUCUGUAUUCGAAAAAUAUGUACUUCAGUGCAUAAUUGAAGUAUGUAUGUGUAUAUGCUAUUAUGAUUUCAUUACAAAUUACAAAUACAACUAUGUUAUAUAUACCAUUUUUUAUAUUGCAUAUCGUUGUGUAAUCACAAAAAAUUUACCAAACAUCUCAGUAAUGUAUAUGAAAUCUAUGAAGAAAAUUAGUUUAAAAUUAGGUACUUGGCAUAUAUAUUUUGUUUAAAAAUUUUUAUUGUAAAAUUUAAACUUGGCCUUAAAUAAAGUGAGGUAACUGAA
Messenger RNA from Bactrocera dorsalis (oriental fruit fly), 2550 nucleotides. RefSeq names its product lysosome-associated membrane glycoprotein 1 (gene Lamp1). Lineage: Eukaryota; Metazoa; Arthropoda; Insecta; Diptera; Tephritidae. Gene Ontology annotation, cellular component: membrane. The record is from RefSeq and is a predicted model, not a curated record. Bases 240 to 1247 code for a protein of 335 amino acids. The transcript has 5 exons.